This is a messenger RNA of Chanos chanos (milkfish), 3927 nucleotides long. RefSeq names its product tetratricopeptide repeat domain 21A (gene ttc21a). Gene Ontology annotation, cellular component: intraciliary transport particle A. The record is from RefSeq and is a predicted model, not a curated record. Gene Ontology annotation, molecular function: protein binding. Gene Ontology annotation, biological process: intraciliary retrograde transport; protein localization to cilium. NCBI's taxonomy places the organism in Eukaryota, Metazoa, Chordata, Actinopteri, Gonorynchiformes, Chanidae. Bases 1 to 3927 code for a protein of 1308 amino acids. The transcript is spliced from 30 exons.
AUGGCAGAAUCUGAUCCAAAAUGCUUGGUUUCAAUCAUAUAUUAUUUUCGGGAGAAAUUCUACAGGCAUGCCAUAAAUACUACAGUGAGCUAUUUGAGAAUACACACAAAUGAUCCGGUGCUUCUGUUUUUCAAAGCAAUAGGAAUAUUAAUGGAAGGUCGCAUCCAAGAGGCCAUCCAAGAGCUCCAACAAAUCAAAGACAGAUCCCCUGUUUCCUUAUGUUCUAUCAUGGCUCUAAUCCAUGCACACAGGCAAAGUGACACCAUUGACCAAAACACCAUGGCAGAGUUGGAAUCUUGUGCUAAAGUGUCCCGGAAGACAGCAUUAAAGCAAACACUGUACUACAAUGGCUUGUUCCUUUGGUUACUGGGAUGCAAUGAAAAGGCAAAAGACUACAUCACCAGGAUGCUGAAAUUAUCUAAGUGCUCUGGACAGGGGCUUAUUCUACUGGGCUGGAUUCUUUUGAGCUCUGAGGAUGAAGCUCAGAAAGCACAAGCUAUAGAUUACCUGGAGACAGGAAUUGGAGACUCCUUAAAUGUGUUUGGAUUGAUUGGAAAGAUUGAGUUCUUCAUGGUAAAUCAGAAAAAAAGCUUCGCUAUGUACUGUGUGAAUCAGAUCAUAGCCUCCCAUCCAGACUUCAUUCCAGCAUUUGAAAUCAAGAUGAACAUUUGUUUGUCUCUCUGUGACUGGGAGCAGACCAUGGAAAUGGCUGAAAGGAUUCUAGAGAAGGAUAGACACAAUCUGAAAGCUCUCCAAAUGAUGACUAUUCUUGCUGUAGCAAAGGAUGGAAAUCCCAGGAGGGCAAAGGAAUAUCUUGAAGCACUUCUCAAUGCAGUUAAAGUCUCUGAACCCAAUGCACCAGUUCUCCACGUCAACAUCACAAAGCCCAUCAGCAGAUUGUGUGGAAGGGAUCAAGACAUCCUUCAGAUCUUGACAUCGUUUGUGCAGCUAACUCACUCACAAGCACCACGGGACAUUGACAUUGCCUCUGAACUUGGCUAUCUUAUGGUUCUCCAGCGCAAGUACAGAGAUGCCUCCAAAUGGUACUCUGUGGCUCUCAGGGCAGAUACCAGCUGUGUGUCAGCCUUUGAAGGUACAAUCCGAUGUCAUUUGAUGAAUGGAGAGAUAGAGGAGGCAGAGCAGCAGCUGGAGUUCCUGUGUGAAAUACAGAAAUCCACAGGUCCUUCAGUGGAGGUAACUCUGCUGCAGGCUAUCUUAGCGUGUAGAAAAGGGGCUGCCCAGAAGACUGUGGUCAGCCUAUUGGUGGAUGCCACUAAUUUGCAUCUGAAAGGCGUGAAGGAACUCUCUUAUGCAGUGGAGUCUUUGCAGAAGUUCAAUGUCAAUCUUCUCCUUGAAUUAGUUAACAUGUUCCUCUAUUACUGUCAGGAUCAGCCCCUCAUCCCUGGUCAGCCAUUCUGUUCUGAACUAAUAAAUGCAAACAGGAUUGUAAGGGUGCUUGUUCAGGCCACCCCGGGCAUGCUAAUGAGCUGCUACCUCAUGGCACGUGUCAAGUUUCUUAUGGGCGCACCAGCUGCAGCACAGGAUUUACUGGACCUCUGUAUGGAGAAGGACCCAACUGUGCCUGAUGUAAUCUUGUUACAAGCCAAAAUGCAUCUUCACGCAGGGGAGAACAGCAAGUGUCUGGACUGCCUGGAGUAUGGCGUCAGCCACAACUUAGCCUGGAUCAGGGAACCUCGGUACAUCCUUGUCAAAGCCAAAGCCCAGCUGAAGAGCGGUGAGCUGUCAGAGGCCAUCAAGUCUCUGAAAAUGGUCAUGAACAUGCCGGGGGUCAGGAAUCCAACUAAAGGGCAGGAGUCCUCCAUUUCCAACAGCGAAAGAGCCACUGCAUUCCUGGAUCUAGCUGAAGCACUUACACUAAAUGGAGAACAGCAUGAAGCCACAAAAGUUAUACAAGAUGCCAUAUUGAGCUUCAAAGACACCCCUGAGGAAGUCAGAGUCCUGUUGGCUAAUGUAGACUUGUCCCUUGCCAAAGGUGAUAUCAAUGCUGCUCUAAUGGUACUUCAACAUGUUACUCCAAACUGGCCAAACUACCUUCAAGCUAAAGAGAAAAUGGCUCAUAUUUACCUGGAGAAAAGAGGAAACAAAAGUCUGUACAUAGCUUGUUACAGGGAAAUUCACAAGCAAAUUCCUGGGCCUCAUUCCUGCAUGUUACUUGGCGAUGCCUUUAUGAAGAUACAGGAGUAUGAAAAAGCCAUUGAGACAUAUAAAGAAGGCAUGAAUUGUGCACCCAAGGAUCCAACAUUUCCUCAAAAAAUAGGACACGCUCACCUGAAGACCCAUCAGUAUCAUCAGGCUGUUGGUUGUUACUUGACUGCUCUGCAAGACAACAAACCAGACUCUCUGUGUGUGAAGCUGGUAGAACUUCUCAUUAAAAUGCAGCACUUUGAAAGAGCUGGGAGGAUACUGCACACAGCAUUAAACCAUCGAGACUCCACAGAUUUGAACACCAUGAUGAAUGACGUCAAAUAUUUAAGAUUGCUCGUGAAAGUUCUGCAGGCUACUGAUCAGCCAUUCAAAGGGGUCAUGGAGGAGGUCUACACUCUCCAAACUAAGAUCCUAAAUCACCUGCCAUUGGAGCAGCCGCACAUCGCCACACAGCAAAAUAUGGUGGCAUCUGACAUUUGUUGUGAAUUAGGUCAGCUGGAUCACCUUGAAAAUAACUUAGAAAUGGCCAAACAGUGGUACUCUAAGGCCUUGACCCACAGCCCAGACAACAAUGAGAUCAUCCUCAAGAUUGCUCAUUUGUUCUAUGAUCAGCACAAGUUAGAUCACUGUGAGGACCAGUGUUUGAAGAUACUCCAGACAAAUGAGAAGCACACUGCUGCAUCUAUGCUGUUAGCAGAUGUGUGGUUUCGGAAAAAUCAGCCAAACGAAGCCAUUCGGAUGUACUCAGACUUGAUGAAGCAGUUCCCAGACAACUUUCAUUCUCUGCUGAAGUUUCUCAACCUGUUGCGAAGGGUAGGAAGAAUAGAUGACAUUCUGCCUUACUUUGAGGCCUGUGAGCUCCGCUCCCCCAGGGCGACCACAGAGCCUGGUUACAACUUCUGUAAGGGUCUCUACCUCUGGCAUGUUUACCGAGUAAAUGAGGCCUUGGUGUAUCUGAACAAAGCAAGGAGAGACACAGAGUGGGGCAACAAGGCACUAGAGCUGAUGAUCCAAAUCUGUCUCAAUCCAGAUAAGGACACAGUUGGAGGAGAUCUUUUUGAGGACAGUGAGAAGGAAACAACCAGCAAUGAUUAUAAUGACCAAAUGGGCAUGAGCACAGCGUUGUGUCUUCUCAAAGAGUUCCGAACACACUCCAGUGCUGACAAGGACAAAGCCACACUCCUUUACUGCUUGUGUCUGAUCCACAGCAGGGAACCCAUGCAAGUGGAGGGGACAUUACCCAUACUUACUCAGAUGGUAUCUAGCAGGACAGAGAAAUGUACACCACUGUUGGCCAUGGCUCAAGCACUCAUGGUCUUGAAGCACCGUCCUAAGGCCAGAAACCAGCUAAAGAGGCUCACCAAGAAGGAGUGGACUGAGGACACUGCCGAACCCCUCGAAGAGGCUUGGCUGCUUUUGGCCGACAUCUUCAUUAAGUCAGGGAAAUAUGACAUUGCAAGCAAGCACCUGGACCACUGCAUUCAUCAUAACAAGUCUUGCAGUAAGGCCUAUGAGUACAAGGGUUUUAUGAUGGAAAAUGAGUGUUCUUACAAGGAUGCAGCUGAGCAGUAUGAAUUAGCUUGGACCUACAGCAGCAGAAUAAACCCAACAAUUGGUUAUCGACUUGCCUUCAACUAUCUGAAGAGUAAGAACUAUACCAAGGCGAUAGACAUUUGUCAUCAGGUUCUGCGGGAGCACCCUGAUUACCCACAGAUCCGGAGUGACAUUCUGACCCAUGCCCAACAGUCUCUCAGACCCUGA